AUGGUGGCGGACACAGGGAGCUGGUGCGUGUACGCAGUGCUGAGAUUUUUUUAUUCAUUCUUCUUUCUUGGACGAAUUAUAUGUGGAGUUUUGCGUGUAUAUUUGGUCAUUGGCCUUUGGGUUAUCAGGAGACAUCUACAGAGAAAGAAAAAGUCAGCCUCAACCAACAAAAAUGGAAAAGAUCAAAUGGUGGUUGCAUUUUCCCGUCCAUACUGCAAUGCAGGUGGAGAGAGAGUUCUGUGGUGUGCUUUGAGAGCCCUGCAGAAAAAGAAAUGCUACCUUGUGGAAGAUUCUCGCUAUCCUCCCUUCCCAUGGCCAGGCCAAAGUCUUGGAUCCAUUCUUCCUGGCUGGGAAGCUCUGAUACAGCGUGUUCCUGAUGUGUACAUCGAUUCGAUGGGAUCCGCCUUCACACUCCCUCUGUUUAAAUAUGUGUGAGGUUGCCGAGUUGGGAGCUACGCUCACUAUCCCACUAUCAGCACGGACAUGCUGUCGGUGGUGAAGAAUCAAAAUCCUGGAUUUAAUAACGCUGCUUUCAUUAGCAGAAACGCUCUCCUCAGCAAAGCAAGGCUCAUCUAUUACUAUUCAUUUGCUUUUGUUUAUGGCCUUGUUGGAUCGUACAAUGACAUAGUCAUGGUUAAUUCUUCAUGGACACUAAACCAUAGUCUCUCACUGUGGAAAGUUGGGCGUUGCACUAGCAUUGUUUGUCCACCUUGUGAUGUGCAGACAUUUCUGGACAUCCCUUUACAUGAGAAAAAGGUGACCCCAGGGCAUUUACUGGUUUCCAUUGGCCAGUUCAGGCUGGAAAAGACUCGUGCUUUGUGGAUCAAAGCCUUUGCUAAGUUGCUAAAUGAGAAGGCAGCUGAGUCCCGCUAUUCUCUAAAACUUGUCCUUAUUGGAGGAUGUCGCAACAAAGAUGAUGAGUUUAGAGUAAACCAACUGAGAAGACUGUCUGAGAAUUUGGGAGUUCAAGAAAACGUGGAAUUUAAAAUAAACAUUUCAUUCGAUGAAUUGAAGAAUUACUUGUCUGAAGCAACAAUCGCUCUGCAUACCAUGUGGAAUGAGCAUUUUGGGAUCGGAGUUGUGGAGUGUAUGGCGGCUGGUACAAUUAUCCUCGCACGCAAUUCCGGAGGCCCAAAGCUUGACAUUGUCAUUCCUCAUGAAGGACAAAUAACUGGAUUUCUGGCUGAGAGUGAAGAAGGCUAUGCUGAAACCACGGCCCAUAUUCUCUCUCUGUCCCCAGAAAAGAGACUUCGAAUCAGGAAAACUGCUAGAACGUCUCUGAGCAGGUUUUCCGACCAGGGGUUUGAAGUAGCAUUCCUGUGUUCCGUGGGGAAGCUGCUUACUCAAUGCCCGGUCUGCACGCUCUUCGUGUUUCAUACAACGUGGAGGUGGAGAUAG
This is a messenger RNA of Rattus rattus (black rat), 1398 nucleotides long. Its product is annotated as GDP-Man:Man(3)GlcNAc(2)-PP-Dol alpha-1,2-mannosyltransferase-like. Gene Ontology annotation, cellular component: endoplasmic reticulum membrane. NCBI's taxonomy places the organism in Eukaryota, Metazoa, Chordata, Mammalia, Rodentia, Muridae. The record is from RefSeq and is a predicted model, not a curated record. Gene Ontology annotation, molecular function: GDP-Man:Man(3)GlcNAc(2)-PP-Dol alpha-1,2-mannosyltransferase activity. Gene Ontology annotation, biological process: protein N-linked glycosylation.